AUGUCCUCUCAGCUGGAAGGAGGCCUGCAGCUGGAGACCACAGCCACACUUGAUGUACUCAAAUCGGAAGACGUGACAAGUCCUGACGGAUGCGUCGGGGACGGAGGGCAGAAUCAAGCGUCCCCGGCUCCGGAGCGCCAUCCGCCGAAGCCGCGCAAGAUGACCCGGAGCCCCAAAUGCGCCCGCUGUCGAAACCACGGCGUCGUGUCGUGUUUGAAAGGCCACAAACGCUUCUGCCGCUGGAGGGACUGUCGCUGCGCCUGCUGCCUGCUGGUGGUGGAGCGGCAGCGCGUCAUGGCAGCGCAGGUCGCUCUGAGGAGGCAGCAAGCUGCGGAGGGUAAGAGGGGGGCCAGGUGUGCAGGUCCAUCGCGAAGGACUGCGUAUCAGCGUUACGCGAGAGCAGCCGAGCCAAGCAUGCUGGCUAAGAGCAUCCUGCAAGGGCUCAAACCAGUGGUGCCGCCGGAGGAAGACACCUCGUGCUGGCCGAAGCAGACGCAGAGCGACCAAACACACUUUACUUGUCCCCCCAUCAGCAGCCGGAUGAGGAAGAGGCGAGCCUUUGCAGACAAGGAGCUGGAGAACGUGAUGCUGGAGCGAGAGCUGAGACAGAGGGAGCUGCACAGCAACCUUUCCUUCUCCUCCUCUGGCCUCGUCCCCAUGCUGCACCCUCCGCCCCUGCCUGUCUCUCCAAGCCUCCCCUGUUGUCUUCUCAACAAGGAACCCACCACUGCAGGGGCGUCCAGUUAUGUGCCUGUGUAUAAAUAUAAGCCUCUGUAUGAGUGUGACUUCCAGUUCUAUCAGUUCUUCCACCUAAAGAGCAGGUCAUUCGCCGAAGGUGACCACACUGACUCCUUAUGCCAGAGCUCAGAGCGAACCAGGAAGGAUGAGGAGGGUCUGAAUAGCUGCCAAGGCCGUGAAAAGAAAGACUUACCAGAGCUCCCACCAAGACCAAUACACAAACAUCAUGGCAGCACCUUGUCAGGUCUAUACCAUGUCAAACCCCCCUCAAAACCAACAGAAAUAAUAGACUCUAAUGGCCUUUCAACAGUCACACGCUCAAUUUCUGGAUUGAAUCAAGGUAUCGUGGGCGGGCCUGACGUCACUGCACCCACCAGGACUUUUGAUCCCAGACCUCUGACUGCUAAGGGCUGGUGUGCAGACACUUCUGCCGAUCAGGCAGGUCCUCAUGCCGGCUCUGUCAAGGGCCCUCAUGGCAGCUCAGUCAGGAGUCCCGCUGUGAAGCUAUUACCGUUCUCUGUGGAGGCUCUGCUGAGGGCCUGA
Molecule: messenger RNA, 1281 nt
Organism: Cyclopterus lumpus (lumpfish)
Lineage: Eukaryota; Metazoa; Chordata; Actinopteri; Perciformes; Cyclopteridae
Gene: dmrt2b
Product: doublesex and mab-3 related transcription factor 2b
Exons: 3
Coding region: 1-1281 (426 amino acids)
Biological process (GO): regulation of transcription by RNA polymerase II; sex differentiation
Cellular component (GO): nucleus
Molecular function (GO): RNA polymerase II cis-regulatory region sequence-specific DNA binding; DNA-binding transcription factor activity, RNA polymerase II-specific
Source: RefSeq, a predicted model, not a curated record